Pocillopora meandrina is the source of this 9444-nucleotide messenger RNA. NCBI's taxonomy places the organism in Eukaryota, Metazoa, Cnidaria, Anthozoa, Scleractinia, Pocilloporidae. The record is from the annotation of a GenBank genome assembly.
AUGCACACAGAGAACUUUAUUACCAAAGUUGUCCACUCUUCGUUGGUGCUGACAGCUUUGCUGGGCAAUCUUUUGGUUUGCUUCACCAUCUUGAAAAACAGGAUUUUAAGGACACCGGUGAAUUAUCUUCUAAUGAAUCUCGCCAUAAGUGAUAUGAUGAUCGUGAUAUCCUUCACUCCUAGGCAUAUACUUGGAGGACUAUACCAUCAUCCUCGAGGUUUGCAAGGAACCAUCUUAUGUAAAACAAUCACUUCUGAUACAUUCACCUGGGUUGGAGCGGUGUCUUCAGCGACAACGUUGGUGGUAUUAGCGUACGAGCGAUACGCUGCCAUUACUUUUCCUCUUGGAACACGAUCAAAGCUAAGCUGCAGAAAACUAAAGAUUUUAGUUGGCCUAGGUUGGUUUCUUUCCGUUAUCUUCAACAUCCCACUUUUCUAUGUCAGAAGCCUCAAUCAACAGCGUGGAAUUUGCGAAAGCCAUUGGCCAAAUGUGACAUUUGCAAAGGGUUACAAUAUCGCCUGGUUAAUUUUGAUUGGAAUAGCACCGUUCAGCUUAAUGGCAUUUUUCUACGGGAAAGUUAUACUGCAUUUGAGACGAGAGAUAUUACCCAGACAACAUGGAUCAUUGGCCACGAUGAAAUCGAGACAGAAAGUCACCAAAAUGCUUUUGACAAUAACAAUAAUCUACGGAAUUUGCUUCAUUCCAAAUCUGAUUCUUUAUGUUGUGUGGUACUAUGUAUUAGAAGCAGAAAUAAUGUACACGAUAAAUGAGGUUCUUCUUGUUUUAAUAUUAGUAAAUUCGUGUGCAAAUCCCUUUGUUUAUGCCGCACAAAGUCAAAUAUUUCGAACAAGCAUGAAAAGCAUUGUAUGCCCGUGCAAGAAUUGGUCAAGAAAUCGAGUGAAUAUUUCUUUGCCUUUAACGAGGACACUGGAGACCUUAGAGAACGUGCAGUUCUAGGUGCGCAAAGGUUUUGCGCAACUAGAUAACCAUGCAAAGAAAUUGGAAUUUAAUAAUUUAGGAAGUUAAUUUUGGAGAAAUUUGAAGUUGAGACUCGUAGGUAAUUUAUUACUUCGAUCGUGGUAUACUACACUUGGUGGUUUGAUACCAAACGCGUGAAAUAUAUAAUAUAAAAUUAAGGACUGGAGAUGAAAAAACACAAUGUAAAUGCUCAGACAUUAACUGUAUUAUACCCACUGUUUGUUCAAUUCUUUAUUAAUUUUUUCAUUUCAUAUACGCUGAUUCUUUUAUGUAUAUCUGCUAAAAUAUGUUGACUAUGGAUACGAACAGGUAAAAUAUAUUAGUUAUGUGGGAUAUUGAUCAAAUGAAACCUUUAAGUACUGUGGUUCUUUCUUUAUUCACUCCGAGCUUUCGCCGUUCUACGGCAACAUCAGGGAGGACGAUAAAAUAUUUGCGCUAUGGUUUUAAACGUUGGAGGUGCCACUGUAAAUUAGCAUAGUGUAAAACUAGCUAGUAGGACGCAUGAAAACAUAUUGCGUGAUAAAAUGUUCUAAAAUAUGUGUUUAAAACAGUUAAUUAAAAUAGCUCAUUAAAAUAGAAGAUCGUUAAGUUCAGUGCAUUCCUCACGGGAGUUCAGUCCCGGCUUGUGCUUUCUGAUGUAAUACGCUUCGUACAAUCGCAGAUUGACGGGGUCAUUUUCACGCGUGAUUACUUUGACUUCAUUGUCAUGGCUGUUGUUGCGAUGGUGUGUUGUGAGAUGUUUUUUUACCGUCGAGUUGUCGUUGGUCAAGUUUUCUUUUGUUCGAUCAUGUAGGAAUCGUGUCGUGCUUCCGAUGUAAUAUUCGCCACAAGCUUUGCACGUGAGCUGAUAAACGGUGUUUCUCUGUAGGCAUAAAUUGAUGUCUGCGAUGAACGGGAUUUUGAGAUAAUGCCACUCUUUUGUCUGUGUUUGGGGGUCUCUUUGGUGAUUCUGCAGGUGUUUUGUUUCAUGUAUGGUGCGUUCUGGAUAUCCGUUGAGGCGGAGAAUGUUGUCGAAGUCGCGGUCGUGUUUGUUGGAUGUUAUUUGGGUUAAACAUCUCUGCUGUAUACGCCUCCGUUCGUUGCGGAUGAAGUUGGUCUUUGAGCGCUUUGGUAGGGCAGACUGGUGGUGUACGAAAAGCGGCUUUUUCGCAGGUUUCUUGUAAAAUUCAAAGGAGCUUUCGCCGUUCGUCGUGAUAGUGACUUUGAAGGAAAUACAGGAAACAAGGUAUGUAUUUCUCUUGUCUUUAAUGUACGUUUGAAAAGGCACCAUUUUAUUUCUUAGGUAAAAGGAGUUUUAGUCUCGAUUCCGACUCUGAUGAGCAAAAUUAGACUGAUUUUACCGAAUCUGAUUUGGUUUGUAAAAGAAGGAGUGUAAUCAAGUAAAAUUUACACACUGAAUUAUUGCUAAGUCUGAAUAUAACGAGUAUCCUUAACACUCUGAGAGCUCUUCCACUUGUUGGGUUUUUCCUUUUUUUCAACUUGGCAGAGUUAGUAACAGUGCAAUGUAAGAGAUGAUCACACCUACAAGCUGUUAAAAUUAAGAAAAAAGAAAAAAAGAGAAAAGAAAAAAGAAAAAAAAAAGGAAAGAAAAAAGAAAAAGGGAAGGUAAAAAGAAUCAGUUAAUGGAUUUAAACAUUUUCACAAAUGAAUCAUUCCGAAGGGCGAAAGUAUCAUGAUAUGAGGAUCCUGAUCUUGUUAUAAGAGCAGUUUCUCAGUUCUUUUAAUCGUUUUCUUCUACAUUCAUUCCAUACAGUAUUAUUGUUACAACUUGUUUCUUUCCUUGUCUUACUUUCCUCCAUAAUUUUCUUUCCUAUUUUCUUCGUUCGCUUGUUUUUUCCUUAAUUUCAACUUGGCAGGGUUAGUAACACGGCAAUGUAUGAGAUGAUCGCACCUACAAGCUGUACCGAAGUUAAGAAAAAAAAGAAAACGAAAAAGGAAAGGUAAAAAAAAUCAGUUAAUGGAUAUUAAGCUCGGAGUGAAUAAAGAAAGUAUCAUGAUAUGAGGAUCCUGAUCUUUUUAUAGGAGCUUAUCUGUAUUUAGAGGUAAAGACUAAGCUCAAAAUUCUUGGAAAUGGUAUUUUACAAGCGUUUUUAUCAUUUAUUGAAUCCUUCUUGCGCGAUGUGGAGGAAGUCGCCAUUUUUUUUUUAACUUACCGAGAGUGCAAGAGACUUUUUUAUAGCUGCCAGUCCUCCAUGAACAAGCCGAUAGAGUCUCCACGAAGGUGCAUCAGAAAGUGCAGCAGCUAAUAGUCAUUUGGGGUAACAAUCAGAGACAUUCAGUUGCUUAAGAUGUUACAGAUUGCUCUCAUCUUUAAAAGUUCUCUUCAAGAUCCGGUUAGAAUUACGAAUGUGAAGCCGACGGACUGGACACUUUUCUUUUUCUUUUUUCUUUCUGUUUCCUCGCAAAUUUAUUUCAUCAUGAGCAGUUUUUUUUUUUAGGUUAAGCUUAAUGUGCCAUUCACAGAGAGAGCUUGCUGAGCACAUUUUAAAGUUUGAUCUCGCAUCGUGCUAUUUUUCGGCGAUUCCUUUGGCUAAAUUUGUGACAUCCUUGAUACAAAAGUACAGUCCCUUUCACAUGCUGUAUAAAGAUACCAGUUAACACUUACCUCGUACUGUUCGUUGGGUUCCGAGACGUUGGGAAAUUGCAAAGUGUCGUAGAUACCAUGAAUCUACAAUGAGAUAAGAAAAGGUACUUUUAACAAAAGUGCCUCUUUUCUCCCAUCGUAAUAUUUGUAUUUGUUUUCAAUGCCUUAAGCGACGUUAAUAAGUUCUUGGCAGUUUCGUCAUUUGCUAAUUUACAAUUUCAUAAAUUCACUACAACAGUUAGUACGAUUGUUCCAAUUACCUAGAAUCAAUACGUUACAUGUUAUAGAUCGAAGUGGUGAAGAAUAACACAACUGAUAAAAGGCAAACCCAGUAGAUUCGAAAGCAUAUUUCCACUUAGAUUUCGAUAAAUCGUCUUACCUGACGUCAACUGCAUGCUUUGCGAAAACUUAUUUUUAUCAGUCCUCAGCUAAAUAUCCACAGCGGGAAGAGUUUAAUUGGUAAAUGCUUUUUAUAAACUUUUUUUUCCAAGCUAAUAAGCUUGCUAAUUAUAAUCCAUGCUGGAACAAAAGGCAUAUUUCGUAGUCUGGUUUAAUUGAGUUUUACAGCUCAAAAGGACAAAAGGGGUAUUAUUUAAGGCGUUUUGAGUGUAGCAAUUAAAAAAAAACUGCUACGUCCGCUUUGGACUUUGUAAUUAACUCAAAGAGGAUGUGUUUUUAAAAUUUUGUUUCAAUGUAUUGUUGAUGAAAAAUAAUUGGACUUCGCUUGGUUUAAUAAGACAUCAACAUCAAACCCUCCAUUUUUAGCAAUAAAUCAUUAUUAUUAUUUGUGUAUGGACUUGAACUUAUGUGGUCUUCAUCCAAAUCCAUCCAUCUCCAUAUAAGGAGAAAUGUCAUAAUGGUUACAUUUCUUCCGAGAUGCGGUCAUCUAUUGUUGAGGUGUUCUAAUCAUAACAAUUCAACAACCUGGUUUACUUUUGAAAGUAACUAAAACAUGAACACAUCCUCAUCGAUAUUUUUAAUAGCUAUUUACAGUAGUGACCACACGAUUUUUGAAUACAGAAGCGAUCCUCGCAGUUAUUAACACUACUGAACUAGUAGUUAAAUUGAAUUUUUUGGAAUUGGCCUGAAUUGGCCUGAAUUGGCCUGAAUUUUUUCAGGCCUUAUUUUAACUACUACUUAGUUAUGUUCAUAACUGCGUGGGUGGCUUCUAUAUACGUUUCUUCAACUGCAGUGCACAAUGAUUUUCAUAUAUUUACAGUUGUUACACACGAUUUUUGUUAAAUACGUUCAUUUUACUUGUCACUCAAAGUUUAGUACGCUGUACUAAUAAUGAGUACUCUGAAUCGAAUUUUGAGCACGAAUAUAUUUGCCAGUUAUUAUCUGGCUGUUCUUUGUAUUUUUAAGGCUUCAAAUUUCGAUACGCCGUCUUCAGUUCCAACGCCAUGUCAAGAACAUUAUGUACGCGUUGAAAAACUUGUGGGAUAAUCUGCAAACAUAUUCGAAAAAUUCAAGAGAACUACUGAUGGUUUUGGGGCUAGUUAAGUGAACAUGUAUAGCCAUUCUAAUGCAAAGCAAUCUUAAUUACUGGUUUAUGUAAUGUUCUGCAAACCGAACAGCCUGUUUUAAUUUCGCAUAUUUCAACCGAAAACGUGUGCUUCUGUUCAUUAGGAGCGCAAGUUCAACACGACUUUGUUGUUUUGAGCUACUUUUUAGUUUGGAAAAGGUGAGUGUAUCCUGAUGAAGAGGUUGACAUCAAGACAGAUUAUUCAAUUUUCACUAAGAAAGUUCGUGAUAAACUCAGAAACGAUAACAUGGGUGUGUAAAAUUUAGAGAGGCAUAAAUUUUUCUUUCAGUUUUCAGUAAGUAAAAUAUAGAAAUUGCGAUUAUUCUCCUUUACCAGAAAUAAGUUCACUCUGGGUAAUGAUGUUCAAAGGCAAAUGGCUACUUUAAAUUUUACAACAACAGAACAGCUUGAACCGACAUAGCGAGCUUCGGUACUCAAUAAAUUGAAAUAAAAGAAGGUUGACUUACAGAGGUCAGUAAGAAUGUGAUUUUUUUUCUUGUGCAUCACUUUUAUUUCAUUUUAUCAGGUAUAGAAACUUGAGGAAAGGUGUUUUAAAUAGCUUAAAUUCCGUGCCAAGAGCAUGUCGAGCUGUAGAAUGUAAUUGUCUCUGGUAUGGAAAUUCGAAAUUAAUUAAUGGCUUUUGUCCUUCUGGUAUUUUUCGUCAGCUAAGGGAUAAUGAGUUGACACUGACAUUUAAAGUUACUUGCGUGACUCUCGUCAACAUUCGAAAUCUGUCUGUGAAAGGGUUACUUCAAUAAGUGCAGAUACAUGGAAGACACUACUCGCAUAACAGAGCUGUCUUCUUUUGAUGUCCAAAUAUUUUGUUCCAUCAACCGCUUUAAAAAUCUUUUGCAAAUGACUCGUGGUGAAAUAUAAGCGAAAAAGAAAAUAAAAAUUGUAAGACUUUGGCUGGUUUUCGAGUUUUUUUUUUUUUUUUUUUUCGUAAUAUGUUCUUGACAUGUCACUUAUUCUACGUUCAUGAAUCGUCAAUGAUCCUCAUCCGCUGUAAGUGACUGUAAAAUUUUAGCCGUGAAAUCAUUUUGGAGCUGCAACGGAAAGUGGAGAUCAACAAGUUAUAAUUGAUGGAAAAAAUUUUGGCUGUGUUUGAGAUCGCUACUGAAAGGUAAUGACAAAAAGGAGGAGCUCCAGGAAAAUACAAAUUACCAUAAAAUUAAAAACUAUUGAGCGUUCUCCGCUCGGGCCGGAGUUUAAACACUAUUUCUGUCAUGUUUCCGAAAUGGCAUAACGUAAGGCGAAAGGGAGAAAUCUAUGGUCCAGUGUCUUUAAUUUAAGAAUCAAUUUUCUAUAGCAGCAGAGAAUUUGGGUGGUCACUAAAACAAAGAUUUGUCUUCAGCUGUUGCCAAACAAACAAAGCUGACACAACUUGGAUUAAUAUACCUGAGGUAUGAAUGGUAGUACGUUAUCAAUCUUGUUUUAAUCUCAGUGAAAUAUGUCACAAAAAUCUGGGUCCGGCAUCCUAAGCAGCAACAUUUUCCUUGCCACAUGAGUUUUAGAUGUAUUUGGAUAUCAAACCAAGUAGGUAGGAUAUUUAAAGCAGACCUUGAUGAUCGAAGGUAAAAUGUGCAAACGAAAGUAACUUCUUGUCCGAGCAUAAUAUAUCAUGGCCUAAAAUGUUUUCAGCAUAUGUGUAUUUCAUGUGCCAAGUGCUUGGCCAGACCAUAGCGCAUGAAACGCAGAUUGGGCCACACUGCAUUAACCAAAUGAAUUUGACAUUGUUCCGAGCAGUAAACGUCGAAAAUUGAAAGGGAGGACAAUAUGAUCUACUCCAAGUGAGCAUACUGCAUGUGAAACAGCACUCGCGCAAAAAUGAAUGCAGGGACGGCAACAUUCAUAUGACAGUUUCCCUCACUACUCUCUUUUAAUCACAAGAUAAAUUUUCCACCUAUCUCUUCGGCAGAUUAUCUAGACUUUUGUGUAUACUCCAGGGUCUUCUAAGCUUAAUUCUACGGGAGUUACCAUGUUAUACCUGAUAAACGUAUAUGCUACCGCUUGGUACACAGAUGUACAUUGCACGUGGGUGGUUCACUUUCAAGAACCUUGACAUGUACCAUGUAAUGAUAGCGUGCUAACUUCUUUGACUAGGUUUCAGUGGUAUCAGAUAUGUCAUUAUUCUUGUGGAUAAAGAAAUCCACGAAACAAAUCAUUAAUUAUAACUGCGCUUCUACAAUAAAUUUAUCCAACAGUGAUUUCCAGCUGGCGAGAUAACUGAAAAAAUAAAUUGAUUGGAGCUGAAACGACCUAACUGUAUCUCACAUAAAUUCUUUCUUUUUAAGGUAGCCUUCAUCUUCAACAGUGAUUUCGAUACGUAUAAGAAACACGAAAGCCCUUGUUUCAUCAUAAAGCUCUUCUAAAUUAGUUCUUUCAACCGUGAUUUCCAGCUAGCGAGAUAAUUGAAAAGAUAAAUUAGUUAGAGCUGGAGUAGACUUGAUCGUCUCUCGCAUCAAUAUAUUCUUUUUAAUGUAGCGUUCAUCUUCAACAGUGACUUUAAUACUAAUGAAAAAUACGAAAGCUCUUUUUUCAUUUGAAGAAUAAAAUAUCAAAGUCUUUAUCACAGCUGGCCAAGCAAUACUGUUUGAGUCGAUUGAUUUUCAUUUGUUUCUACACGUAUCAUGUAUUCGAGUCUCUGAAAGUCUCAAAAAUCUUUAAAUAACUAAACUACGUAUUACCUGGCAUCCCCUAAAUUGUAAACGCAUCAAAUUUUCAUUACUUUUUCUUGGCAUUUCACUCCACUCGAUCAUGUAUGCCGUUACGUACCUCUCUAAGCUCCGAACUGUAACAAAUUGUAAGAUUCAUGAGACAAAAGCGAAUAUUUCCCCGAUUGUUCUCUUAGUAAUCCGUUAAUUAAUUAAACUACCUCAACAGUUAAACCCAUAAUUUUAGUUCCACCCCCUUUUUUACGAUACAAAUUUUUUCAUUUAUUUGCCCCCAAGUGAGUACACUGCAUGAGCAUUCGCAAUGACAAUUGGGCAGAUUGGCGCAAAGAACAGACAUAAAAGUUGGAAGUUAAACAUUCAGCCAAGUACCUACUUCAUUUCACGCAGGCUUCAUUUUAAUGAAAACGACUUCGACUUGUGAUGCGAGCUGGUUGAGAAUAUUGGUGGUAUAUGUUUGAUCUUCACAUAUUUGUUUUCAGCGCACAAUACCUAAUCAGAUAAGGUACAAGUACGCGACAUUGUUCAAUCUAAAUGAAAUCUGAACAAGAACUUGGAGACUGGUAUUUUGACAGUCGGUCAGACAUAUAAAUUGAGAAUUUUCUCUUGCUUGAUAUUAUAUUAUAUAUAUAUAUAUAUAUAUAUAUAUAUAUAUAUAUAUAUAUAUAUAUAGAUCAUUUUCUCUUGCUUUAUAAUAUAUAUAUCUUUGGUCGACGCCUAAAAAUGCUUACUUAAGACAUCAUGAUGGUCAUGCACCUUCUUUUCACCUCAACAGCUUUAAAUUAAAACAGCAACCUGAAAGGAGGAACAUGCAGACAGAGAACUUCAUUACCAAAGUUGUCCACUCUUCGCUGGUGCUGACAGCUUUGCUGGGCAAUCUUUUGGUUUGUCUUACCAUCCUGAAAAACAGGAUAUUAAGGACACCAGUCAAUUAUCUUCUAAUGAAUCUCGCCAUAAGUGAUAUGAUAAUCAUGAUAGCUUUCACUCCUAGACAUAUACUCGAAGGACUAUACCAUCAUCCUCGAGGUUUGCAAGGAACCAUCUUAUGUAAAACAAUCACUUCUGAUACAUUCACCUGGGUUGGAGCGGUGUCUUCAGCGACAACGUUGGUAGUAUUGGUUUACGAGCGAUACGCUGCCAUUACUUUUCCUCUUGGAACACGAUCAAAGCUAAACCGCAGAAAACUAAAGAUUUUCGUUGGCCUCGGUUGGUUUCUUUCCGCUAUCUUCAACAUCCCACUGUUUUACGUCAGAAGCCUCAAUCAACAGCGUGGAAUUUGCGAAAGCCAUUGGCAAAAUGUGACAUUUGCAAAAAGUUACAAUAUCGCUUGGUUAAUUUUGGUUGGAAUAGCACCGUUCUGCUUUAUGGCAUUUUUCUACGGGAAAGUUAUACUGCAUUUAAGACGAGAGAUAUUACCGAGGCAACAUGGAUCAUUAGCCACGAGGAAAUCGAGACAGAAAGUCACCAAAAUGCUUUUGACAAUAACAAUAAUCUACGGAAUUUGCUGGAUUCCAAACCUGAUUCUUUAUGUUGUGUGGUACUAUGUAUUAGAAGCAGAAAUAAUGUAUACGAUAAAUAAGGUUCUUCUUUUUUUAAUAUUAAUAAAUUCGUGUACAAAUCCCUUUGUUUAUGCCGCACAGAGUCGAAUAUUUCGAAGAAGCAUGAAAAACAUCGUAUGCACAUGC